Molecule: messenger RNA, 1972 nt
Organism: Nerophis lumbriciformis (worm pipefish)
Lineage: Eukaryota; Metazoa; Chordata; Actinopteri; Syngnathiformes; Syngnathidae
Biological process (GO): regulation of transcription by RNA polymerase II
Cellular component (GO): nucleus
Molecular function (GO): RNA polymerase II cis-regulatory region sequence-specific DNA binding; DNA-binding transcription factor activity, RNA polymerase II-specific
Source: RefSeq, a predicted model, not a curated record
AGAUGGCUGACGUAGUGUUUGUGUCUGUACGAGCUUACCGCCAUACACAUUUACAUUUAGCAACAAAUACACCAAGUUUCAUAUUUUCUGACGCCCACGAAAUGGACAUUGAGUUUGUAGCGAUGGAGUGUUAUCUGAAGUGAAGAUUGAAGACUUGAUAGAACAUGGACGAUGCUAUGCUAUGCUAUGCUAAGAUGGCCUGUGAGAAAGAAUCAGCGCCAGCAACUUCUAGAAAAUCACCAACGGAGAAAAAGAUGAAAACUGCAGAUAAAGACAUCCAGCAGCUAAUUGGUCAUCCAGAAGAACGUUCCACUCAGUCAGGAGGGAGCCCCACUUUGAAGCAGGAGACUCCACAGCCACCCCACAUUAAAAAGGAAGAGGAAGAACUCUGCAUCACUCAGGAGGGAGAGUAUCUUCUAGGACCGCAGGAGGCUGAUCUCACCAAGUUGCCACUGACUGUUGUCUCUGUGAAGAUUGAAGAUGAUGAAGAGAAACCACAACUAGACAAUCUCUUUGCUCCACUAUCAGAUAGUGAGGCUGAAGACGAGGUUGAAGAACCUUUGAGCAGCGAUACAGACUGUGAAGACAUCCAGCAGCUGAUUGGUCAUCCAGAAGAACUUCCCCCUCAGUCAGGAGUGAACUCCACUUUGAAGCAGGAGACUCCACAACCACCCCACAUUAAAAAGGAAGAGGAAGAACUCUGGAUCACUCAGGAGGGAGAGUGUCUUCUAGGACCACAGGAGUCUGAUCUCGCCAAGUUUCCACUGAAUAUUCUCUCUGUGAAGACUGAAGAUGAUGAAGAGAAACCACAACCAGACAACCUCUUAGCUCCCCUGUCAGAUAGUGAGGCUGAAGACGAGAGUGAAGAACCUUUGAGCAGCGAAACAGACUGUGACGGGAGCAGCGAAGCAGACAGUGAAGGUGAUAUGAGGACUCACACUGGCAAAAAACACUCCAAAUGCUCUAAAAAGAAGAUAGAUAAAAGAUGUUUCAGCUGCUCAUUUUGUGCUAAAAGCUUUAUUAGACCGGCUGAAUUGGAGCAACACAUGAGAACACACACAGGAGAAAAACCAUUUGUGUGUUCAGUUUGUGGUAAAAGCUUUUCUCAAAAGGGUAAUUUGGCUCAGCACAUGGUCACACACACAGGGGAAAAAACAUUCGGUUGUUCUGUUUGUGCGAAAACCUUUUCUUAUAAGACCAAUUUGACUCAACACAUGAGAACACACACAGGAGAGAAAACAUUUUAUUGUUCAGUUUGUGGUAAAAACUUUUCUCAUAAGAGCAGCUUGACUCUGCACAUGACAAUACACACGGGAAAAAAACCUUUUACUUGUUUAGUUUGUGGUCAAAGCUUUGCUCAAAAGAGAACGUUGAUUCAACACAAGGUAACCCACACAGGAGAAAAACCAUUUGUUUGCUCAGUUUGUGGCAACAGCUUUUCUCAAAAUGGCAGUUUGACUGCACACAUGAGAGCACACACAGGAAACAAACCAUUUAAUUGUUCUGUUUGUGGACUAAGCUUUUCUCAAAAGAGAACUUUGACUCAUCACAUGAGAACACACACCGGAGAAAAACCAUUUGAUUGCCUAGUUUGCGGUAAAUGCUUUUCGCAAAAGAGAACUUUGACUCAACACCAGAGAACGCACACAGGAGAAAAACCAUUUAAUUGUUCAAUGUGCGAUAAAGCCUUUUCUCAAAACGGUAGCUUGACUUUACACAUGAGAACACACACGGGAACAAAACCAUAUGAAUGCUUAGUUUGUGGCAAAAGUUUUUCUCAAAAGAGAAACAUGACUCAACACAUAAGAACACACACAGGAGAGAAACCAUUUUGUUGCUCAUUUUGCGGCAAAUGCUUUUCUCAGAAAAACAAAUUUAACCAACACAUGAGAGGACACUCCGAAUAUUUAAUUGCUCAGUCUGAGGUGAACGAUUCCAUCAUAACUCUCACUGGGGAGAAAUUGUAGUCUUC